CAGAAACAAAUAAAAGAACGCCGAGAGAAUCUCGAAGAACUCAGCCGUUCCCACCCAAGAAGCGAGAAAAAAAGCACUUCUAGCUUGAAGCUGCGAAGCUCACUAUCUACCACAAUACGCAGGCUCAAUCAGACAAUUUCGAACAUACGCAGGAGGAGCUUAAUCAACCAAUGCCACAAUACGCAGGAGGAGCUUAAUCAACCAAUUUCGCACAUACGCAGGAGGACCUUAAUCAAACAAGUUCGCACCGAGCUCUGUCGUUUGAAUCUGCAGUUUUAAAGCGUGGACAUUUGGGCAGGGGAUAACUUUCUUUUUCUAAAAUAGGGGGAAAAAGCAACUUAAUGAAUCAGUGGGAAUCAAACAAUUUCGCACUGAGCUCUGGCGAUUGAAUCUGUAGCUUUAAGGUGUGGAUAUUUGGACAUGUUUAGGGGAUAACUUUCUUUUCUGGGAAAAAGCAACGUAGGGUUUGAUGAGACAGUGGGAAAAAUCAAUGCAGGGCUUCAUAACGAAAACACAGGAUUUAAUAAGCAGUCAAUGAAGCAAUUUGGUCCAUGAAAUGCAGGCGUAAAGAUCAUAAAUUUUUUGAACUUAGUUAAUGGAUACUAUGUUGUUUGUUACACCCUCGCCAGUAUUUUGCAAGAGACCUCCAACUGAAUUAAAAUCGUUUCACAUCAAUAACUUAAAAUGCAUUCAUCUCCAGUCAGUCGGAUUUUCAGUUGUUGGCAAUCCACGGAGGCUCAGGCAAAUGCAGGCUUUAGCAGUUUCCAAGCCGGCAGAAACCCAAGCAAUGAAUCAAGCAUCCACAUGUGAGGAUUUGUGUACUAGUGUCGUUGGCCUUAGUGACACAGUUGUGGGAGUCUUGGGAGGAGGACAGUUGGGAAGGAUGCUUUGUCAGGCAGCCUCCAAGAUGGGUGUGAAGGUGGCAGUGCUUGAUCCCAUGGAAAAUUGUCCUGCAAGUGCCAUUGCCUAUAAGCAUGUCGUGGGCAGUUUCAGGGACACUAAUGCAGUCCAAGAAUUCGCCAAAGAAUGUGGAGUACUGACGGUUGAAAUUGAGCAUGUGGAUGUUGAGACAUUGGAUGUACUAGAAAAGCAAGGAAUGGAUUGCCAACCCAAUCCCUCAACAAUCCGGCUUAUCCAGGACAAAUAUUUGCAAAAGGUUCAUUUUCGUGAGCAUGAUGUCCCCCUCCCAGAUUUUAUGCAGAUUGACUGCUUUGAAAGUGCAAAAAAAGCAGGUGAUUUGUUUUCUUAUCCACUGAUGAUAAAAAGUAGACGCCUUGCUUAUGAUGGCCGAGGCAAUGCUGUUGUGAACUGUAAAGAGAAUAUAAGUGCAGCUGUUUCUGCAUUAGGAGGUUUUGAGCGUGGGUUAUAUGCAGAGAAAUGGGCACCAUUUAUCAAGGAACUAGCUGUCAUUGUGGCAAGAGGAAGACAUGGUGGUGUUUGCUGCUUUCCAGUAGUUGAAACCACCCACAGGGAUAGCAUUUGCCAUAUGGUGGAGGCACCUGCAGAUGUUUCAACAGAAAUAAGAGAAACAGCUGUUCGAGUGGCUGAAAGAGCUGUUAGUUCACUUGAAGGUGCUGGAGUCUUUGCUGUUGAACUGUUUCUUACUGGAGAUGGUCAGAUUUUGCUGAAUGAAAUCGCCCCUAGGCCCCACAACAGUGGUCAUCAUACAAUUGAAGCAUGCUAUGUCUCACAAUUUGAGCAGCAUUUACGAGCUGUACUUGGUCUUCCUCUUGGUGAUGCAUCUAUGAAAGUACCUGCUGCGAUCAUGUAUAACUUGCUUGGUGAAGAUGAGGGAGAGAAAGGCUUCAUCAAAGCCCAUCAACUUAUGAAAAGAGCAGUAUCAGUUGCUGGUGCAAGUGUUCAUUGGUAUGAGAAACCUGAAAUGAGAAAGCAGCGAAAAAUGGGCCAUAUCACUGUUGUAGGACCUUCAAUGGACCUGAUUAGAGCACGCAUGAAGUUGAUAAUAGAUGGAGACAAUCAGGAUGGGAGCUUUCGCACUAGAAGUACACAUCCUUCAGAAACCACUUCAAAAGUUUCAGCUGAAGACUUUGCAACUAGCUCGGGAAAUGAUAAUUCAGGGAGUCCGGAAGUGGGCAUUAUAAUGGGCUCAGAUUCUGAUCUGCCUGUCAUGAAAGCUGCUGCAGAAAUUCUCAAAUUAUUUAAUGUUUCAUAUGAGAUAACUAUUGUAUCUGCUCAUCGAACACCUGAUAGAAUGGUAGAUUAUGCUAAAGAGGCCCAUGAAAGAGGGAUCAAAGUCAUUAUUGCAGGUGCAGGUGGAGCAGCACACCUGCCUGGUAUGAUAGCUUCAAUGACUACACUUCCUGUUCUUGGUGUCCCAGUCAGAGGCUCAUCAUUGCAUGGAAUGGACUCACUACUAUCAAUUGUUCAGAUGCCUAAAGGUAUUCCUGUUGCUACUUUUGCAAUUCAAAAUGCAACAAAUGCUGCUUUAUUUGCAGUUCGGAUGUUGGCGACAACAGAUGCCAACCUACACGAAAGAUUAAGUAAAUACCAGAUUGAAAUGAAAGAAACAGUUCUACAGAAGGCAGAGAGGUUAGAAACUAUAGGAUGGGAAGCAUAUCUUCAUUAGCAUUCAGUACAUUUCUGGAUUGCAUGUUUUGAGGGUGAUGACUAAAUAUAUUAUCUGUGUUACCCUGAGUUUCUGGGACGGGGAUGGCAGGGGAUGAUUUUCCGGGGCUGGCAAAUUUUUUUGCCAAUUUUGGGGACGGCUAUAUAAAAUAUAGGGAAAAUUUAAAAUAUAUAGGGAAAUUUUAAAUGUUAAUAUGAAAAAUAGAUAAAGCAUGUAUAUAUACAUUAUAUUCAUACGAAAACAAGGAUAAAGCAUAUUUGAGCAUUA
This is a messenger RNA of Cryptomeria japonica (Japanese cedar), 2854 nucleotides long. RefSeq names its product phosphoribosylaminoimidazole carboxylase, chloroplastic. Gene Ontology annotation, cellular component: chloroplast. NCBI's taxonomy places the organism in Eukaryota, Viridiplantae, Streptophyta, Pinopsida, Cupressales, Cupressaceae. Gene Ontology annotation, molecular function: phosphoribosylaminoimidazole carboxylase activity; ATP binding; metal ion binding. The coding region runs from base 596 to 2587 and encodes 663 amino acids. Gene Ontology annotation, biological process: 'de novo' IMP biosynthetic process. The transcript has 16 exons. The record is from RefSeq and is a predicted model, not a curated record.